Molecule: messenger RNA, 4769 nt
Organism: Pomacea canaliculata
Lineage: Eukaryota; Metazoa; Mollusca; Gastropoda; Architaenioglossa; Ampullariidae
Exons: 19
Coding region: 158-4351 (1397 amino acids)
Molecular function (GO): zinc ion binding; nucleic acid binding
Source: RefSeq, a predicted model, not a curated record
UCUACGUGUAGUUAAGUCUCGUAUAUUUAAAACGUAGUAAGAGAUAAUCUUUCCUCGUAUGAAGUUGACUUCCAGUGGGUAUAAACGUUGCAGAGUGAUGGACGUUGCUACUGUUAAAAAUUGAAACCAGAUUUUUUUUUUUUAAAGUGACAAAACCAUGGCAGUAAAUGGCCCACAUCUACUGGAUGGACGGGUGACUCAUAUUGUUGAUCCAAGUAACUUUUUUCUGCGCCUUGGGCAAGAUGAACAUUUGAAAAGCUUUAAUGAGUUUGAAAAAGACCUCAUCAGUUAUUGUCAGCAUGCACCUGUAGGACAGGCAGAAAAUAUAGAUGUGGGAGGUAGUGUUAUUGCAAAAUCAUGUAAAAAAACUCGCAGAGGUGAAAACCAGUGGAGGAGAGCAACAGUACUUCGAGUUGACAGGGACAACAACAAGUAUGAUGUCUAUUAUGUGGAUUACGGAAAUUCAGAAAAUGUGGCUGCUAGGAAUAUCAUCUCAGCAUUACCACUGAACAUACUUCAUUUUCCAUGUAUCUGUGUGCCAUGUAGCCUAGCUGGUAUUAAGCCUCUUGCAGAUUCCUGGACUUUCAGAGGUACAAAGAUUUUUGAACAACUGGUGAAAGGAAAAAAGUUUAAAGUGAUUAUUCUUCCUUACAAUCAAGAUAGGAUGCAUCGGACGGUGGCCAUGUAUUACAGAAAUAACCAGCGAUCAAUAGUUCAUGAGCUGUUGGAAGCAGAGGUUGGAAAGCCAACUGGGGAAGAUGUGAAAGCUCACCUUAAUGAUAUACCCUCAGAUUAUUUUACCAGGGACACGGGAGCAGGUAACCAGACCACCGUGGGUUUUGAAACACUUUCAGCACCUGGCAUGCUGCUUGUGGAUUCGCAUUCCCAUGCAGAGUCAUUUGCCGCGAACAUGUUGGGCUGUCAUAUCGAUCAUAAUUUGCAACUGACAGAAAUAUAUCAUGCUCAGAAUUAUGAGAGUGAAACUGUUAGUCUUUCCCCACAUAACACAAGUCAGCUAGGAGAGUUGACCAUACCAGCUUAUGAGAAUGUUCUUCAACACCCUGCUGGUGUGGUUAAAAAUAGUGUUUUUGAGGCAGAUUUGAGCAAGGAAGUGAAGGAUAAAGAUAAUGAUGUACUUCAUUUUGAGGCAGACAUAGGAGAAGACUUUGACAGUGUUAAGGGCAGAGUGACAUGCUGUAGCAAACCGGAUAGCGUAGAGAGUCCAGCAUUCACAGAACAAAGUGAAUACAGUUUAGUAUCUGCACAACUGGAGAACACUGGAAACAGUGCAUGUUUAGCAGAUUCUCCUGUAUCCCCUGAAGAUGUCAUAGUGCCAAGUUUCAACCUGUCUGCUUUGAAACAAGGGGCAAUGUCAGUAGAAGAGAUGCAGGAAAAGCAAGAUGCUGCAGACAUGGCUUGGCGGAAAGCCCAACUGCAGCGUGACCUUGAUGCUUGUCACUCUCACCUUGAAGAGGAGAGUGCUUGUGUUGUUGAUGUGUCUUCACACAUGCAGAAAGAAAGCCUCAGCAGCACUGAUAUAUAUGACAGAAUAUCACAAGAGAUUCAUUCUGUUCAUAACUCAAGUGCUACCAUUAGCAAUGUAUGUGCUCCAGUAUACGAGGACCAGCAAACUGAGGGUGACCAUGAAGAAAAGGGAGUUUUACAAGACAUAGCAUCAGAGGAUGAUGUCUGCAAGGACAAGAGCAUUAAUAAAGCAGAGGAAUGUAAACCAGACUCUCCAUUGCCACAGAUUCAGAAACUGGAUGUGGCAGGGGAGAAGUACAUUCUUUCUGAAGAAGAGGAGUACCAGCUGCAAAAGGAGUAUCGAAUGAUUCUGCACGAGAUCAAGCAUGGAGAGGAUUUUGAAGUUGUACGUGCCAAAUUGUACAGUCUAGUGCCCAUAGAAGGUGAACCAGAUAAUGAUCAUGUAUGUGCUCUUGUGGAAGUGCUGGUGGAGGAAGCUGUGAAGAAUAGGGAACUCACGGACAUCGCCGUGGAAAUUCUGACGAGUUAUACCAAUGUUCUUAAUGGACCCAAUCUACUUAAAAUCCUCAGACACAGUGCAGAGAAAUAUGUGAAGUUACAAUUAACAAAGAGCGUGGAGUACCAUGUCCAGUUUGCCAGUCUUCUUGCUAAGAUAGUCACAGCUUCUUGCUGCUGGCCAUCCUCGCUGAGAAAUGAGGUGUUGGACUUUGCUAAACAGUGCCUUGAGAAAUGGAUCAUUUUUAACGGAAAGGGUACUCAGACAGGUGCAAUACCCAAGCAACUGGAGGCCAUGUACGUGGCAUGUGCAGAGUCUUUCCUGCCUCAGACAUUUUAUAAACUGCAGGAGGAUGAAGAAUAUAUGAAUUUUAUAUUACAUGAAAUGCGUGGCAAGGUGCUGAAAUGUGAAGUUAACUAUGUUGUACGGUCACGUCUGCUGGAGCUGCUGCUUCAGGUGGCUGGAAGUUGUCCUUGGUCCCCAGCUUCAUCAGAGGGUCAUAGUAAUCAAGCCCCUGUCCCCGCUGUGAUACAGGAGACAGCUGUACCCGAAAUGCUAGAGAAGGCAACACAGACUGAAAUGUCUGUCUCUACUUCAUGCUCCUCCUCAGCUUCAUCAUUAAUGCAGGAACAAGCAUCACAAACUGGAGUUGCACCAGUGGUCUCCCAUGACUUUUGGUUGGACAGUUUUGUGGUAUCGCCUGUGAGCAGUUGCAGCAGUGUCAAUGACCACAAUGAUUCCAUGGCUAGUGAGGAAACAGACAGCAACAGUGGCAGAGCUAAGGAUUUAAGGUCACACAGUGAACUGGCCACUGGUGGCAAAAGGAAGAAGACUUUGACAUCCCAUGGAAGGGUUCAGAGAUGUCAAGUUCUUAUGGAACACCUGCAAGGUAAACAGAGCACUACAAGUCUCAGCAACAAUCCAUACCUGGCACCCUCUACCUCUACUUGCCUGGGAGCAUCUUUUCAUGAAAACAAUGAGCCUUCACCUGUGCUGAUGAGCAUCAGGCAGAAAACAGAAGAGAUGGUGACUCAGGACAUGCUUGUAUCAUCUGUGGAGAGAAAAAUGUUUGACUUUUGUGAUGGUCAGCUUCAUGAUAUGUUGCCAGUUUUGGUGGAAAACACAAAUUUGCAGGUUGACAAAAAGGAUCUCCCCCAUGAACAAAUUCUGAUGCUUUCACCCUCAAACAAGAAAUGCAGCACUGUAUUACAGCAGCCUUCUGCACAAGCUUCUCCAAAUGUGGUUGCUAACAGCAGUUGCCAGUCAAAAAGUGCAUUUACUAGCACAUCCAGUCACCUUGGAUUUGCAGAUGACGAUUUCCCACUUCACCAUGCAGAUACAGCACAUCCUCUUAAGGAGUUUUUGAGAUCCGAGUCUCCAAGUCAGAAGAAAAAUUCGUUUAAGUCAAUUGUGUCUGAUAUUUUUGGAAAGGCUGCGUCUGAAAUGCAGCAACAGUCCGAUAGUGCUGUAACACCAGCAAAAAGCAGCACCAUGGGUGAGAAAGAUAUUUCAGUGGUUGAUAUGCCUUUUUCAGUGUCAUCCGAAAACAUCAGAACUGUUGAUGCUUAUCAAAAUGACUCACAGUCUGUGGCUAGCGUGAACAAACAACCUACUACAUGGAUUGUUUCUCCAAAUGAGACCAUGGAGCCAGUUGCUGGAUGCAAAGAGUUAAAUGCACAGGACAGCGUUGGAGAAAAUAAGUAUCACCUAACACCACCGGAGUACUUGCUUGGAGGGACAGGUGACAUGGGAAUGGCUGACAAGCAAGCAACACAAGGUUCACUUCAGAAAGGUGUAGGUGAUGCCUGGCUUAUGAUUAUGGCUUAUGGUUGUGAUGACACAGAUGUUAGAGACAGUGACAGUGAUGACCUCAGAGAUGAUGUUUUGGGGGAGGCUGGAAAAACUUUUGCAACAGUGCCAGAAGAGUCAAAAGAGAUGGAAAUGGAUUUCAGUUGUAAACAGACUGAUAGCACUUCUGUGCUGUCACCAUCUUGUGGCACAGACCUGCUCCCAUCAGCUGCUGAGCCUUAUCCAGGAGAAUGCCAGCCACAUCAGACACAUGAGAGAAAAAGGAGUGCAUCUUCCGAGGUUGAUGACAGAGCAGCAGUGGAAACUUCAUCUUGUGAGUUGGAUGUUUUGAUUCAACCAUUAUAUAAAAAGAAUGACCUAGCAAAAUAUUCUUCUGAUGGGAAAACUCAGCCAAAAAAGAAGAAGACCAAGUUUCGUCCACUACAUCUUUCAUCAAAGCCUUGUGAGGAAGUUCCUAGUUUGACAAAAUGGAUUCCUGGGGAAGUCAUAUGCACAAACUGUGGUGCCAAAGGUCACUUGCGUUAUGAGUGCUCAGAGCCUUGUCAGUCAAUUUUGUUGUGAACUUGUUAAGCUAGGAUUUUAUGUUGUACAGGGUGGCACACAAAAAAACAGCAGAUCUCCAGGCCAGUGUGAGCAUGUGUUUUGAACUCUUUUUUAAGAAACUUCCCCAGGAAUCCAUUUUGGUAACGCGUGUCGACAGAGUAUGAUGGAUGGCGCUGAUCUUUAUAGGCAGACUGACACGCAGGUGUGACUUGUUUAGCGAGAGUCAUGUCUACAGUGACAAUGAAUCCCUGAUGGAUAACUAAAAUCUGAUGUUGGUUUCACCCACCUUUAUGUGAUGUGGCGGACAAAUGGAGAGAAAAAUAUCGGGGAUGCAUUGUGCAUGUGUUAAAAAUUGUUCAUGUGUGCUACCUUGUUUAUUACUGAUCUGUGCUUUCUUUGGUACCGCUUUUUGAUAUUAAAAGAACAAGUGAAACUG